Molecule: messenger RNA, 1236 nt
Organism: Beauveria bassiana ARSEF 2860
Lineage: Eukaryota; Fungi; Ascomycota; Sordariomycetes; Hypocreales; Cordycipitaceae
Exons: 2
Coding region: 1-1236 (411 amino acids)
Source: RefSeq, a predicted model, not a curated record
AUGCCAUCUCUCGUAUUGUCAUUGGCGAAAAUGUCACAACGGGGUCUGCCGCUCCUAGAAGCAGAUUUGCAAGCGACACCGACUGGCCGAGCUCCAUCUUUGGCCAUGCGAUCGAGAGACGAAAAGCCCGUCGACAAAUCAAGUGCAUUCUUCAUUAUUGCCAUGAUUUUUGCGGCUAUUAAUGGGAUUAUGAGUCUCUGUUUCCUUGUAGUACUAUUCAAGCCGCUUUGCAAAAGGUACUGGAAGCUACCGCGGCGGUGCCUAGCAUUUCUCGCGGCAGUCAGACUCGUGGUCUGGAGGAUGCUGGGGAGGCAGGAGCCCACCGUAGACUCUCUCUCGAGACGGUACAGAGAGGCUCUCGAGAAGAUCGUUUCGGCACGCCUUGAGAAGGAGUCGAGCAACGAAUUUGGAGAGCCAGUCUUUGUCUCUCACUACACCAAUAACGGCGUCUUCCGCCACUGGGUUCUGCACGCGCAUGGCCACAAGUACGAGCUGCGUCGAAAGGCACCCUCGGUAGCACGAAUAGAAUGGCAGGGUUCCACCAGCCUUUUCGCCUCGGCAGAGUAUUACGAGCCGGCCGUUGGCGUCUCCGGCUUUUGCACAGAGCUUUACAAAUCGUCCGUGCUGGCGGCCUACUCUCCCGAGGUUGGAAGCUAUUUUUACAGCAUGGUUGGGUGGACGACCCUUGCCGAGGAAGACGUCGAACGCGAGUGUUGGGAGGUGUUUCAGCGUUUUGGUAACUACGGUCUCUUCUACAACAACUGCCAACAUUUCCUGCGCGCACUGGCCGAUAAGAUUGUGACUACCAGGGCACCCGACUGGCAGUGGUUGAUGAAGAAAUCACCGAGUGGCUACACGUACGGCUUCAAAUAUCCUUUACCGUACGAGGCCAUUUGUGCAGCAACGGCAAUUACGCGCCUGAAACGGGCCAGGCCCCAUCUAAGUCCAGAGGAACAGAAGGAGGCGGACAAGUUCAUCGAAUCGCUUGAGGACCGCGUCGAGACGGUCGUACGUCAAGUUUCGAGCAAAUCUGUUUCGCUUUUCAAUACUAGAGUGAUGGGUGGUGGUGGUGGUGAUGGCGGACAAGGAGCAGGAGAUGGGGGACAUGACGGAGGACAUGGCGGAGGACAUGACGGAGGACAUGGCGGAGGACACGGCGGAGGACAUCAUGAUUAUGGAGGUGGCGGGUGGCAUGGCGGAAGUGAUGGCGGAGGCGGAGGAGGCGGUUCAUGCUGA